Messenger RNA from Ustilago hordei, 1626 nucleotides. RefSeq lists its product as uncharacterized. The record is from RefSeq and is a predicted model, not a curated record. Gene Ontology annotation, molecular function: protein binding. The transcript has a single exon. Gene Ontology annotation, cellular component: MWP complex; mitotic spindle; microtubule organizing center. Lineage: Eukaryota; Fungi; Basidiomycota; Ustilaginomycetes; Ustilaginales; Ustilaginaceae. Gene Ontology annotation, biological process: mitotic sister chromatid segregation; protein localization to mitotic spindle pole body; microtubule anchoring at mitotic spindle pole body. Bases 1 to 1626 code for a protein of 541 amino acids.
AUGGACUUUACAGCAGCAUACCGCCACGCUUCUUGGCGAUGCAUCGCCUUCUCCCCUGGCUCCACCUUUUUAGCCUCAGUCACGGGCGAUGAUGCCUGUUCGAUAGUCGUACGAGCCAGCUCGACACUCCAAGUCAUCCGAACGUGGACACUGGAAGCAUCGAUCAGCAUACUCGAAUGGUCGCCCGAUGGGGCUUUCUUGCUCGCUGCUCAUCCGGGGCAAAAGGAAGACGGGGUCGUGUUCGUGGUCUCCCUUGACCCAGCUAAGGAGGCGAACGAUGGAUCUGAUGAGGGAUCAGGGUGGGUAGCUCGCAUCUCUUCCGGUUCCGAUGGACUCUCACAUGCAACGUGGGCGCCGCCAUAUGGGCCAAAGACGCUCAUUCUUUUCAGCCAGAACCACCUGCGUGCAUCGCUUUACAACCUGGUCGAUCAGCACAUCUCCGCCAUCGAAAGCCCGAAGCACGACAAGAUCGUAUGGUCGCCAAAACAGCCGAACUUUUUUGCGAGCCUCUUGAAGGGAGCGGAACGAGACUCGUUAUACAUAUUCUCGUGUCAAAAGAUGACGCACAAGGACCUGCAGCAGUUCACAAACAAGCCUAAAUCAGAAGAAAUGUGGAAAGUGGAACAAGCGUUCCAUCUGGCAGUGAACGACGCACACGAUGUAACAUGGGCACCAGAUGGAAGCUGUCUAGCCGUCUUGGAAGGACCACUCGAAUACAAGCUGCAAAUUUACAGCCCACUCGGGGUUCUGCGAGCAACAUUUCUGAUCGAGCCGGAUUCGAAAACCAGCACACCAGUCACACGGACAGGAAUCCUCCCCGAUUCGCGUCCGCAAUCAUCAAAACGACGGAACGAAUGCAACGCAGAGCUGCCUCACAUCGUCGCAGGUGGCGGACUCGGUAUCCGCCAAGUCGAAUGGCAUCCAUCUUCUCUCUUCCUUGCCGUUGGAGGCGGCGAUGAAAAGGUUCGAGUCCUCGAGAGCAUAGAAUGGGAAGAGGUAGCUUCCCUUGACCUGUCCAGUACCUCGAUCCGGCCAUCGAAAGAUCCCACCUCCAUGCCAAUAUACGGCCCACUGAUCGCGUGGCGAGAGCCUCUUUCCUGGUUGGAGGAGACAAGAGCACGUGGCAUUGUCGGCUUGGAACAAGCCAGCCUUCCACUCACCCUCCCUUCGUCAAAGAUCGAUGCUACUAAACCAAACAAAGCUGGGAUCUCAUGGAUGGGCUGGAGUGCAGAAGGCAACCUAUUAGCAGCCUUCAACGAGCGCCUACCGCAUGCUGUUUGGAUCUUUGCUUUCUCAGAGCCGGGCGAAGCGAGGGUCUCGGGGCGGUCACCACGCCUACUUGCUGUAAUGCAGCUGAAUGGAGUGGCAAAGAAGAUCCAAUGGAGACCAGGUCACAUCGGCAAGCUCGGAGUGGUCUGCGAGAAUCGCGCAAUCUGCACUUGGGAACUCAUCCCCACUGCAUCUGCCGGUGAAGGGGGAAGGCAGUACAGACAAAGAGCAGAGGCCAUUCCGAUACCGAACGACGACUUGAAGGCAUCGCAGCUGCAGUGGUCGCCUGACGGGCAGAAGAUCUUGCUUGCUUCUGAGUCGCUCUUUUGUUGUGCUUUCGAGGCUAUCGAGGGUUGA